AUGCUUUUAUUCAUACUUUCUGCUGUCUCGGAUUCUUUCAAACUACAAAGUGCUGCAAUUCCUGAUUUUUUUGUCGGCGAAAACCAGGCUAAAAAGCUCACACUCGUUGAGGAGCCGUUUGCUGAUGUCUUUCUUUUGGAAUUUGCAGGCCUAAGUAGAGAUGACUUUAUCACCGUUCCGACAAAACAUAGUGUAAUUUGGGAACUUGAUGAAGCUAUGGGUAAUUUGUCCUACACUGAUCUUAAACAUGGAGGAUUGAGUCAAAGAUUCAAGAUGAUAAAAAGGCCAUUUGGAUUGUAUAAGAUUAUGAAUGGAGUAAACAGUUGCAUCACGUUGAACUUCCAAACAGAAGAUUUUCGCAAAAUAACGUGCAAUGACGACGAUCUAAAACAAUAUUUUCGACUAAUUCAGACGUCCAACAGAGGAUUUUAA
Vavraia culicis subsp. floridensis is the source of this 432-nucleotide messenger RNA. RefSeq lists its product as uncharacterized. Lineage: Eukaryota; Fungi; Microsporidia; Pleistophoridae. The record is from RefSeq and is a predicted model, not a curated record. The transcript has a single exon. The coding region runs from base 1 to 432 and encodes 143 amino acids.